UCAAACUAGAGAUUUCACGGCCUGCUGAAGUAUUUCAACUGCGUGCUUAACGCUGAGUUUCAUACUUCAAACACUUUCCUUGAGGCGGAACAAACAGGAAAAGAGUGGCCGCGUUACGCACCGACGGGAAAUAUUCCAACAAACGCUUGUAAAGCUCGCAUCGCGGGUGUUAUUUCCUUCUAACUGACUGGAUGAACGGGGUCCAGCCCUCCCCGGGGUUCCUCUCUCCUUCCAUUUCUCACCAGCUCACCAAUCUGAUCUUUCAGCACGAGUUUGAUGCGUGAACGCGUCAGGAAAGCGCGCGUAAUUGUUACUCUUUUCUUUACGCGUCCUUGGAAUUCCGUAAACGCUUCAGGAAUGGAAACCAUUCAGCUGGAAUUAUAAACUCAGGGUUAAUCGGGAUACAAGCAAGAUAGAGUUGGAGUCUUUGAAUUCCGUGGCUUGGUUUAUAUGAACCUGUUGUGUGGAUUUGUGGACGGUGGAAAUUCCGGAUCCAUGUGGCGCUUUUGGAUCACGGAUCUGCGCUCGGUUCGCGUCCAGAUCAUGUGGCUGCUCGUUUGUUCGCUGAUCGCCGCGAUGAGAGGCGACCAUUACGGCACACAGGUCCAGGUGAUGUCCUCCAGAGCGCUCAGGGCUUCAAACACACGCAGCAAUGUAACAGACAGCAAUCACCUCACAGACUUGUACCGGAAAGAAGAGAUUAUCAUGGUCAAGGGCGGAGGUCAUGUCCAGAGCCCGCGGUUCCCCAACGCAUACCCGCGCAACCUGCUGUUGUCGUGGAAACUGCUCUCACCCCCACACACACGCAUCCUACUGGAGUUUGAUGCUCAGUUUGGACUGGAAGAUGCGGAAAAUGGAGUCUGCAGGUAUGAUUUUGUGGAAGUGGAGGAUAUUUCUGAGACCAGCACCAUAAUUUGGGGCCGCUGGUGUGGUCAGAGAGCUCCAUCACGAAUCACAUCCAAAACCAACCUCAUCAAAAUCACCUUCAAAUCAGAUGACUACUUUGUUGCAAAACCCGGAUUCAAAAUCUGUUAUUCUCUGCUGAACGGCACACCUCUCGCUUCUCUGAUGAACUGGGAAGCUGUUACGAUCAUUUCUGACCUGGGGGACAUUUCCGGGACGGACAUGCCGCUGUCUGUGUCCGAGCUGGAUUAUGACAUCGCCAGCGUCAACACGGUGGAAGAGCUGCUGAGACACCUGAACCCGUUUACCUGGCAAGAAGACCUGGAGCAACUGUACACACACACGCACACACACUACUACAGACCGCGAACCUUUUACACCGACCGCAAACACAAACUUGAUCUCGACCGGCUCUACGACGACGUGAAGCAGUACAGCUGCACGCCACGCAAUUACUCCGUGAACCUCCGUGAGGAGCUGCAGGCGACCAACUCCGUGUUUUUCCCACGAUGCCUGCUGGUGCAGCGAUGCGGCGGAAACUGCGCAUGCGGCACCGACAACUGGAACUCCUGCAGCUGCAGCGCCGGCAAAACCGUCAAGAAACUGCACGAGGUGUUGAAGUUUUCCCCAGGUCAGAAUUUCUACAUGAAGAGAACACGCGCUCGCUGGGCUCUGGAGGAAAUCUACCUACAACACCACGAGAGAUGCGACUGUGUGUGUCAGUCCAGACCGCCUCGAUGAGAGACACACACACACACACACACACACACACACACACACUCACAUGCACGCUCACAUGCACACACACACACAGUCUCUCACAGUCGCACGCACACACAGUCACACACACACACACGCACGCACGCACAUUCUCUCUCUCUCACUCACACACACACACACACAUUCUCUCUCACACUCUCACACACACAUUCUCUCUCUCACACACACACACACACACACACACUCUCUCACACACACAUUCUCUCUCACACUCUCACACACACAUUCUCUCACACACACACACACACACACACUCUCUCACGCACACAGUCACAGUUUCUCUCUCACAGUCGCACGCAGUCACACACACACAGUCGCAUGCACACAGUCACACACACAGUCUCUCUCUCACAGUCACGCACACAGUCACACACACACACACACACACACACACACACAGUCGCAUGCACACACAGUCUCACACACACACAUUCGCGCAUGCACACACACAGUCGCACGCACGCACACACACAGUACUACCAUUCAGACAUAUAUCUCCAGGUCAAGCUUCUACAUUAACACAAAACAUUUUAAUAAAAUGUAAGACACACACACACACACACACACACACACACACACACACACACACACACACACUCCGUUGUCUCUCCAGAGGUGUAGCUACAUCCAAGUUUUUAUUCUUGUUGUUUAAAUGUUAUUGUGUCCAGUAAAGUUAUGUGGAACUUGUCAAUAGAAUGUAAAUGAAUAUUAAUGAGGCUUUUGCUCUCCCAGACCAAUCAGAACUCAGAACUGUAUGAGAGGGGCGGUCCUUUAGCCAAUCUAAUCCGAGCAGUGUUAUUUAUUAAACGCAAUGUCUUUUUAUAUCUGUGCUCAUGUUGUCGGAUGUGAAUUUUGUUUUAAUAUACUCAUUCUUGGGGUGAAUCGUCACCUCUAAAAUGAAACUAACAAAAUAUUUUGCAUUGUUUCCAUAACUCCAUGUACUGCCAUGAUAUAUAUUUAUAAUUUAUUUUUGCAUUACUGCAACGAGAAUUAGUCAAUUUGAGUACAAUUACGAUUUAAUGCAAUGUGACAUUCCAAUAUGUAAAUGAGAACUGCGCAUGUAUGUGGUGCAUUAUUAAAAAAUGCGAAUAAUCUUAAGGGUUCUAAGAUGGGCUUCAUUAAGCAAUUGUGAGCUCCUCCGAUUGGGUUUUAGUGUAGAUUUGAAAAACAAGACCAAGAAUAUUAACACACACAAAUGCACUCUUUGGCCCCUCAAAGUGGUCUAGCCAGAGGUCAUGACCUUUUCACCCCUUGCCUGGUUUCAGAAGCUUAGCAGGGCUGAAUUUCACAAUCCAGAGGUCAUUAGUAGAGGAGUAAUAACCCUGAAUUUUGUCAUUAGCCAAAAAACUCACCUGGUCAAAGGAUAAGCAGGGCUAGUACUUUCUAAAGUGGUCUGUUGGUUCUUCUG
Messenger RNA from Xyrauchen texanus (razorback sucker), 3091 nucleotides. It is a transcript of the gene pdgfd, whose product is annotated as platelet derived growth factor d. Gene Ontology annotation, cellular component: membrane. Gene Ontology annotation, molecular function: platelet-derived growth factor receptor binding; growth factor activity. Gene Ontology annotation, biological process: positive regulation of protein autophosphorylation; positive regulation of cell migration; platelet-derived growth factor receptor signaling pathway. The transcript has 7 exons. Bases 451 to 1644 code for a protein of 397 amino acids. NCBI's taxonomy places the organism in Eukaryota, Metazoa, Chordata, Actinopteri, Cypriniformes, Catostomidae. The record is from RefSeq and is a predicted model, not a curated record.